This is a messenger RNA of Nothoprocta perdicaria, 1960 nucleotides long. It is a transcript of the gene TAF8, whose product is annotated as TATA-box binding protein associated factor 8. The coding region runs from base 25 to 936 and encodes 303 amino acids. Gene Ontology annotation, cellular component: transcription factor TFIID complex. Gene Ontology annotation, biological process: transcription initiation at RNA polymerase II promoter. The transcript has 8 exons. The record is from RefSeq and is a predicted model, not a curated record. Lineage: Eukaryota; Metazoa; Chordata; Aves; Tinamiformes; Tinamidae. Gene Ontology annotation, molecular function: protein heterodimerization activity.
CGCACAGCCUCACACSGCUCCAAGAUGGCCGACGCGGCGUCCGGCAGCUCCGGCACGAGGUCCGGCAGCAAGCAGCCCACGACGCCGGCCGAUAACUACUACCUGGCGCGGCGGCGGACGCUGCAGGUGGUGGUGAGCUCCCUGCUCACCGAGGCGGGCUUCGAGAGCGCCGAGAAGGCGGCCGUGGAGACGCUCACCGAGAUGCUGCAGAGCUAUGUUUCCGAGAUCGGAAGGAGCGCCAAGUCCUACUGCGAGCACACGGCGAGGACGCAGCCGACGCUGUCCGACAUCGUGGUGACCCUUGUCGAAAUGGGAUUCAACGUAGAGACGCUCCCUGCGUAUGCCAAGCGCUCCCAGAGGAUGGUCAUCACUGCCCCUCCUGUGACCAACCAGCCGGUGACUCCGAAAGCCCUGACAGCCGGACAGAACAAGCCACAUCCAUCCCACAUCCCCGGCCACUUCCCUGAGUUUCCAGAUCCUCACACCUACAUCAAGACGCCAACCUAUCGGGAGCCAGUUUCAGAUUACCAGGUGCUGCGGGAAAAGGCAGCAUCCCAAAGACGGGAUGUUGAAAGAGCUCUCACGCGCUUCAUGGCAAAGACAGGAGAAACACAGAGCCUCUUCAAGGAUGACGUUAGCACAUUCCCACUGAUUGCUGCCAGGCCUUUCACAGUACCCUACCUGACAGCUCUUCUUCCCUCUGAGCUGGAAAUGCAGCAAAUGGAAGAAACAGAUUCAUCUGAACAAGACGACCAGACUGACACAGAGAACCUCCCCCUGCACAUUACCACGGAUGAUUCGGGACCUGAAAAAGAAAAUGCUUCAGUGCUACAGCAGAACACCUCCCUGUCGGGCAGCCGGAACGGGGAGGAGAACAUGAUCGACAAUCCUUACCUCCGGCCCGUGAAAAAGCCUAAGAUUCGCAGGAAGAAGUGAAGUGCAGCCAGCUGACUGCCCAGAGCAAGAGGAGCCCAGUUUUCGGGCUGUCCUGGCUGUCACCACUGCUGCUGUAGAUGAGAGACAUGGCACAAGACAAGAGGAACAAGCAGGCUGCUAGAGCGGCAGGAGCAGGGAUGUGAUCUCUCCUGCACUGUCAUCCUGUCCUGCAGUGCUCCCUAUUCCCCUCCACUCCUGCUGACGUGGAACGGUGAAUAGUCAAUGGCCUUAAAGGCAUUUGAGGCCACCUGGUUACAGAUAGGAACAGUCUUGGUUAUUUUUGUUCCUUGUUUCUGUGUCUAAGGAGAACAGGCACACAGGUCCCUCCCUGCUGCUUAGUGCUUCCCAGCAGACACUACAGGAUACAAGGACAUAAUUUGUGGCUGUCUCACAGGUUAGAAGAGAAACUGACUCAGUCUGGCCUUAGAAUCCAAGCAGCAUGUGUAACAAACAGAAGAAGCCCACAGAAGUUUUCUGUUUUUAAGCUAUCUUUGUAUUGUUGGCAGGUAAAAGCAAAUAGACUCUUCUAAACUGAAGGUGUUUGAUAUGUUGGUAGGAGAGCAGUGUGUAAGUACAGAACCAAGAUGGCAUUUUACGAGCAUYUUACUGACUACAGCUGCACUUGUAACUUAAGCUAAGUGUAGUGUUUACACUGCUCUGCUUAGAAGUUAUUUUCCAGCAGAAUGUAUGUUAGGAUGUAACAGCUGCUUCGGGGCAUUUUUCAGUUCCAAAGUUAGUUCCAACACAGCACAAAUCCCUUGAGACUUCAAGCCCUCGCCAGCURUUUGAAAAAAGCUGUGCUGAAAGUCUUGGUAUAUGGAAUAAAGCGGUAUCRAGUUUACAGUCCAGAGGGUCAUUCUGUUGUUCACAUUUUUUUAUUUUAUCAUUUCUCAGUUAAGAACUUUUAUCCACAGAGUUCUCCCCCCACCCACCAUGUUCUUGCGAGCAGAAUCCUUCUUUUCAGCAGGGAAAAUGAAUGAUGAUGGGAGUUUUGUGAUCAUUAGCUAACUUGUGAGGCCUUUCC